Polychytrium aggregatum is the source of this 3780-nucleotide messenger RNA. RefSeq lists its product as uncharacterized. The transcript has 7 exons. NCBI's taxonomy places the organism in Eukaryota, Fungi, Chytridiomycota, Chytridiomycetes, Polychytriales. The coding region runs from base 98 to 3598 and encodes 1166 amino acids. The record is from RefSeq and is a predicted model, not a curated record.
UCUCCCUCGCCUGCACUGCACUCUUCCUUCCCCCGGCAUUUGCCCCCUUGGCCCCUUACCGCUGGCCCCACUUUCUCUUCAAAUACUCCUCGCCACCAUGUCUAAAGAUUCUAUCAUGUUCCAUAGUCUGCUCGAGUCGAUUGCGUUCCAGAGCGGCGACCGUCUCGGCCAGACAAACUGGAGGCUCUUGAGCGUCAGGGCCGGAGACGACGGCCAAACCGAGGGCUCCUCUAUCGAGAUCGUCAAAGCCGACCCGGACGAGCUCUUUGAUGAGUCUGAGUACAGCGCAAGCGACGACGACAACGACGAUGGAACGGCGCCCAACGAAGCCGUCAAGCUGAUCAGCCAAGCUCCAUCGUCUGCCCUGGCUGGAUUCGUGCCAGCUCCUUGUUCAGACGACAAGCCAGAGCCAAACGUCGACUUGCUCACGCUGCGGAAACGAUUCAGCGAUCUCCUGCGGCGGCUCUCGCAGUACUGCGGCCUCAUGCACUCGUCUCCAUCCAUCACGGUCGCAGACUUUUGGCUCGAGCGCAAGCACCAGUUCGGCGAGCUCAUCAACUUCUUCCUCGACAUCUACGAGCAGUUCCAGAUGCUGAACCAGAAUCUGUCGAGCGGCCGGAUGGUCAAGCGACCGGUCCGAGGUGCAGACUCUCACGGCCACUCGCAGCACCUCCACUGUGUCGCUACGGUGCUCCUCGAUCUCAUGAUGUGCAAACGCGCCAUCGGCACCCUGGAGCUCUACCAGGCCGUCGCUCGGAUCGAAACCGAGCUCACAGCGCCAAAGUUCCACUAUGCAAGUUUCCGGGGUGUCGGCGUCAUGUACGAGGGCCACGCCGCCGAUAUCCAGUUCGACAUCAGCAAGGCCGCCCAGAGCUUUGAGCGGGCCUUGGGAUAUGCCCGCGAAGCCGAGGCCCUGCUUGGAACAUCAAUCGAAUGGGCUAGUGUCUGUGAGUUGGAUCUCUUCAAGACACUCAGCUGGCUCUGCGUUCUCUUUCGUCUCACCAACCAAGUUACUUCGCUCGAGAUCACCACCAAGCAAAUGAAACAAGUCAACUCCACUAUGUGUGAGAUCGCACUGCGCGAAGCCCAUGCUCUCAUUCUCCAGAACUAUCCCAAGCCAGCGGACGCAUCCGCCCCGGCCACCCAGAGUGCUUCGGAGCCUUUGUCCAGACCGGAUCCAGUCCAACCCCGACCCAAGGACCAGCCGCCCCAGCGCCGCGUGACUUUUGCCAAAGUUCUCGCCGUCGAUAUUGAUGACGAGCUCGAGGACAGGGCUAGUACCGAGACUGCAUCCGACGACGAUCCCCAGCCUGUUCCAAAUGCCUCGCCCAAGCCGCUCCGCUCCGCUCUCCGGACCAACGGCAAGUACAGCUCGACGCCGUCUCGAAGUCCAUGGGCGCAUCUCUCCGACACCGCUAGGCUUGCCCGAGGCAACCUGUUCCAGCUGUUUUCCAUCAAGAACACUGGCCACGUCUCCGAUGCACCACCACCGCCCGAGAAUGCAACAGUGCCGCCUCGAAGCAGCACCGGGGGCUCUCGCGCCACUCGGUUUCUAUCCGCCGGCCAAAAAUACCGAUUUCCUUCGCUCGACAGCCUUAGACGCGCUUGGGAAUCGCAAUUUGCGGCAGACUCGCUGCUGCCCUAUCACCAUAAGCCCCGAGACCUGCGGCCCGUCUUUGUGCUGCUGCUCCCAGCGAUCGCCUCCAGCGCCGAAUAUGCGGCGGAGCACUCAUACAACCUCUACUUUGCUCGCCACUACUUUGCCCAGUGCGAGUUUGAGGCACGGACGCUGCGCAUCGGCUCGGCCAGCGUUGAAUACGCCAUCCGACAGAGCGACAUCCUGAGUCGGCCAGGCUCGCUCGAGAUGUCGCUGGCGCACUGGCGGCUCUGCCUCCAGCAUCAGAUGGGUACACAUGGACCUGGCCAUCCCAAGCUCAUCCCUAUCUUCAUCCGCGUGGCCGAGAUUGUGAACCAACAGGCGCGGAAGGACCCGACCCUCUACCGAACCUCAAUCGACCUGGCCAACGAAGCCCUCCGACAGUGCAUGCGCGCCGCCAGCAGCAACACCAUGCUCCUGACCAAGAUCACGCUGCACCUCAGCGACACCCUCGUCCGCAGCAACCAGCUCACGGCAGCGAUCGAGAACCUGCAAAAGGCAGAGCUGAUGCUCAUCCAGCGGGCCGGGCUCCGAAGUCGACAUCCUGUCGAUGCACCUGAUCCUCACAGGGCCGUGGGGGCUGUGGACCAGGACGAAGUGUGUAUGAUCCUGGUGUACUCGCUCAUGGCCGACUGUUACAGACAGACAACGCAUUCGGCCGCCCUGCGCGGCAUUGUUAUCGACAGAAUCCGGGCACUCUGCCGUGAACUCGAGAACCAAGACCACCGAGAACAUCUGCACUGGCAGCAUUCGCCCGCACACCAACAGCAGCAGCAGCAGCAUAGACAACAGCCGUACCACAAUGUGGGUCGCCAUACUGUCCACCCAAGCGAAACGCAGGGUCUCCUCUCGCCCGAGCUCGCGGGGCAGUCGUCCGACCCGACCAAGACGUGGAGACUGCACCUUCCCAAGAUCUCCAGCAAGUGGAUGCAGCAACGCAAGCGCGGCGAUUCCGACAGGACGCAGUACGUGCGUGCCAGACAACGAGACCGCCUCGACUGGAUGCUGGUGGCGGCCGUUGCGGGUCUGGCUCUCGACUACAUCCUGAUGCACAACAACGAGGCAGCCGAACGCUGCGUGCGCGACGAAAUCAUGCGGCGCAAGAGCGAGCACCAGUCGUGGUUCCGUCCGGCGAGCGGGGCCGAGUAUCCGGACACUCGCCCAAGCGCUGCCGGACCCGGACGGUUGUCUCCGCCGAUGGGACAGCCCGCAUCUCUUUCCUCCGAGGCCUCUGUCCGUGCGCACCGCUCGCUCUCAGGAUACGUUGCCUCCAUGUCUGGCCACAAGAUUGCCCUGGACUUUGCCCUCCGAACCCGCCUCCAGUCCGACCGUGUCUGCCACAUCAAAUCAACCCUGGUCUUUCUCGGCUCGCUGCUUGACGACAUCCGGUCCAAUCGCAUCCUGGAUACAGAGCGGUAUCGCGAGGGACUCCAACGUACGCCGUGGACUGUGCUCUAUGCAUCUGCACAUGUUGCUCCGACUCUGUUGCGACACCAAGCACUAUCCGUGUUGGAAUCGGAUGGCUCCAAUCGAGACCGCAGCGAAUCCGGCACCGCUCAUCGACAUGGGCAGCUCCCCAUGGAUAGCACAGCAAAUGCCCUGGAAACUCCUGAUCCGCUAUCGCCCUCAUCCGGCGUAUCCAGAGGCUUCGGCUGGGACAGUUACUUUGACGAGGCAGUGUUUAGCUUGCUGGACGACAUGCACCAAGAUCCCUUGAUUGCGGCGUCCUUUGAGAUGCGGACGCAGUGCGGCCUGCCGGACUGCCACAAGUGGGAAGAUGUGCCUCAGGAGUUCCAGCGAUGCGAACACUGCGCGGUAGUUGCCUACUGCUGCGGCCAACACGCAGAUCUGCACCACGAACAGCACUACUACGAAUGCUCGCGCUCGCGGACGCACCAGUCGACACCAUCAUUGUACCACGGCAUUGCACGGCCUGCAUGAUGCGCUGGCGACGUCGACUGGCGCGAAAGAUACCCCGCAGUCACUGCAAGCCGCCACCGCGAUGGCAAUGAGGGAGGGUGUGGCUCAUGUUAUCGUCUGGCGGCUCCCCGCAAUGCGCACUUGAAUGAUUGUCUCUAUCGCUGCUGUCUUGCAUCGCCCGAGGGCGCAGUGGGUCGUAGGCG